This is a messenger RNA of Iphiclides podalirius (scarce swallowtail), 2292 nucleotides long. The record is from the annotation of a GenBank genome assembly. NCBI's taxonomy places the organism in Eukaryota, Metazoa, Arthropoda, Insecta, Lepidoptera, Papilionidae.
AUGGGUUCUGUAUUCGUGUUCCGGGGCAGUAGAAACGUUCUAGUGAUUUCGGUGAUCGUUUAUUUUUUUGUGUCAAGUGUCAGUGGCUGUUUUAACACAGGCUGGGAGUUUCUGCUGGAGGAUCUGAUUUCUGACGUCUGUCCAGUGUUAGCCAGCGCCACUUCGAUAGUUAAAGAGUUACUGACCCCAAUUUCAUUAGAAUCGUUAAAGGAGGAGGGGGGAUUGAUCACGAAAGACAUGAUUAGGGAGAGCCUCAAGAGCGGGCGGGAACUUUCCCGCGCAGCGAGCAAGCGCGCCAACAUGCUCGCGAGAGGAGGCGUAUGCUUGGACGCCUCCUCGCCAGCGCUGUUCCACUUCUUCUCCGCAAAGCUGUCACCGGAGGCUAAGAAGGCCGCCGAAGUGUCACACGAGCUGCUGACGGCGACGAAGCUGUUGCAGAUGAAAGUUUGCUCAAGCGGUGAAAUCAGCCCCGACACAUUCAUGGCUCUCCUGGAGGACCAAGGGUGUAAGGUGACCGAUAUAGCUUACUGCAAGCCCGUCAAGAUCCCCUACUGCAAAUCCAAGUACCGUAGCAUCGACGGCACCUCGAACAACGAGAAACACCCGGGCUGGGGACGAGCUGGUGUCGCCUUCUCCAGGAUUGCGACGCCACGGUACAGCGAUGGUAUAUAUGCAAUGCCCCUUGCCAAGAGCGGAGGCCAGCUGCCGAACGCGAGGCUGUUGUCCACCGAACUCUUCGCUGACCGUCCCAUACCCAGCCGGACCCUCACCUACAUGAACAUGCAGUGGGGACAAUUCGUGACCCACGACCUGCUCUCCCAAGCGAUGGAAGUCAACGACGAGGGCGGCAUCCAGUGCUGCUUCGGCAACGGUCGGGACGUGUUACCGCCGGAGUGGUUGAACGACAAGUGCAUACCGAUCUGUGUCCCCGAGGGCGAUCCCUUCUACCGGCAUCAUGGGGUGCGUUGCCUCAACUUCGUCCGCAGCGUCACCACGCCGAGGGACGACUGCGGCCUCGGCUACGCGGAACAGAUGAAUACCGUGACGAGUUUCCUGGAUGGUUCACCAAUCUACGGGUCAGAUCCGGCCCUGGCAUCCAAGCUGAGGGAGAAAAGCGGCGGUCGACUAAAGGAGAAGACGAAGAACGGAUGCAAACGAGGUUUCCUGCCGUUGGGUGAUCCGAAAACAUGCGAUUUGAGGAACUCCUCCGAUCCAUGCUACCUUGCCGGGGAUCGUAGAGUCAACCAGACACCGACGCUAGCGGUAAUCCAUACGUUGCUACUGCGGGAGCACAACAGGGUUGCUGACACCCUGGGCUCGCUCAACCCCCUUUGGACCGACGAGAAGAUAUUCCAAGAGGCGAGGAAGAUCGUCAUCGCGGAAAUCCAGCACAUCACUUACCAGGAGUGGCUGCCGUUGAAUUUCGGCGAGAGCUAUCUCCGGUACUAUCGGAUCACGCCGACGACGCUGUACAGUCGCGACUACAACCCGGACGUCAAUCCUGCCGUGGUAGGAUCCUUCGCGGCCGCUUUCCGCUCGCUGCACUCGAUUGUCCCGGACUCUUUCCUCACUUGCCCCUCCACCUACCACUGCGCUUACAUGUACAAACUCAGCGACCACUAUUUCAGCCCGGCGCUGGUCGAGUCCUCUCCGGAGGCUUUCGACGACUUAUUGCGCGGCAUCGUGAUGCAGAGCGCCGCCGAGUCAGACCCCCACUGCUCAAGGGAGAUCACCAACUUGCUGUUCAAGCUGAGGAACGAUUGGGGCAUGGACCUCGUCGCUAUGGACAUCCAGAGGGGCCGGGAUCACGGCCUAGCCUCUUACAACGACUACAGAGAGACUUGCGGUUUAAAAAGAGCAAAAAGUUUCCAAGACCUAUCCGGUGAAAUACCCCAAGACCGCAUUAAUGCACUUUCCAAAAUCUAUGAGUGUGUUGACGACAUAGACUUGUUCGUGGGCGGGACCAUGGAGAAGACGGUCCAUGGUUCAAUCCUUGGCCAGACCUUCCAGUGCAUAGUCGCCGAACAAUUUUAUCGUACGAGAAUUGGAGACAGAUUUUUCUAUGACAACGGCGAAAUGCCCCAUUCGUUUACACCUGAACAAAUGAGAGAAAUAAAAAAGGCGUCUAUGGCGCGACUUAUCUGCGACAACACGGACGGAGUUGAUUACGUGCAGAAGAAAGCUUUCGAGAUGGAAUCGGCACAGAAUCCAAAACACAGCUGUUCAGACUACGACGCCAUACCUUUUGUUGAUUUGACGGCUUGGAAGAGGCCGAUACUUGAGUUGUACGAU